Molecule: messenger RNA, 2068 nt
Organism: Durio zibethinus
Lineage: Eukaryota; Viridiplantae; Streptophyta; Magnoliopsida; Malvales; Malvaceae
Product: amino acid permease 8-like
Source: RefSeq, a predicted model, not a curated record
GUAAGAUGAGCAUAAAUAGGAGAUUAGGUGAUCUUUUCUAUUUAGGAGUGUUUUGUUUUGCUUUCUCUUUGUAUGUUAGCCUUUGCUCCCUUGAUCUCAGUGGCAAAUACCUCUGCAUCCACCUAUCAAACAAAGAAACGCCAUUUUAUUAGGCUCUCACGAUUGGAAUUAAACCAACUUGUACAGUAAGUAUCUUGUAGUAACUAUCUUGGCUUCAUGUUUUUCUUGAAUAGUCCAAAAUUCUCUUACACAAGUUGAAAAAGCAAUGUUAAAGUAGAGUCGUAGAGAGAAAUUAAGAAGAUGCAGAUCAGUGUUCUAGAUCAAGAAAUUCAGCAUGAGAUAUGUGAAACUGGUUUGGAUGGUGACAAAGCUGGAGAUGGUGAGUUUGAUGAUGAUGGAAAACCAAGAAGAACAGGGACAGUAUGGACCGCAAGUGCACAUAUAAUAACAGCGGUCAUAGGUUCGGGUGUUCUCUCCCUGAGCUGGGCUAUGGCGCAGCUAGGAUGGAUCGCUGGGGUUGGCACUCUCUUACUAUUCUCAUGCAUCGCAUAUUACACCUCCAGUCUCUUAGCAGAUUGUUACAGGUCUUCAAACUCAAACUAUGGAAAGAGAAAUUACUCCUACAUGGAGGCUGUCAAAACCAACCUCGGUGGAAUCAAGUACAAUGCCUGUGGCUUUCUCCAAUACACCUUCCUCAGUGGCAUGUUAGUUGGUUAUACCAUUACAGCAUCAAUUAGCAUGGUAGCAAUACGCAAAUCAAAUUGUUUUCGCAAGAAUGGUCAUGAGGAUCCAUGCGAGUUCUCCAAUAAUCCAUACAUGAUUGCUCUAGGAAUUGUUGAAAUUUUCGUGUCUCAAAUUCCAAACUUCCACAAGUUGUCAUGGCUUUCCAUCAUUGCAGCAAUUAUGUCCUUUGGGUAUGCGUUUACCGGAAUGGGACUCGCUUUUGCAAAGAUUAUUUCAGGAAACGGAGCAAGAACCACUCUACCUGGAGUAGGAGUUCGGAUAGACUCAACCGUAGCAGACAGGGUUUUGAGAAUGUUUACAGCAGCUGGUAAUAUGGCAUUUGCUUGUGCAUAUUCUAGCAUUUUGAUUGAAAUCCAAGAUACUUUGAAGUCAUCACCGCCUGAAAAUAAGGAAAUGAAGAAAGCUAACAUGAUAGGGAUGUUUACAUCAACCACUUUAUACUUGUUAUGUUGUUGCCUUGGCUAUGCUGCGUUUGGGAACCAUGCACCAGGUAACAUGUUGACAGGGUUUGUAUUUUACGAGCCGUUUUGGGUGGUUGAUUUAGCCAAUGUCUUCAUUGUGGUACACCUUGUGGGAGCAUAUCAGGUAGUAGCUCAACCAGUAUUUAAGGUGGUUGAAUCAUGGAUUAGCUCGCGUUGGCCUGAAUCAUCUUUUGUAACAGAAGAGUACCCAAUCAGCAUUUCGAGCAAAAGGUUGGGUGUCAACUUAUUAAGGCUAACUUGGAGAACAUUAUUUGUGGUGGUGGCAACACUCGUUGCCAUGGCAUUGCCUUUCUUUAAUGACAUAAUUGCACUCCUUGGAGCCAUCGGUUACUGGCCAAUGACAGUCUAUUUCCCUGUAGAAAUGCACAUUGCCCAAAAGAAGAUCAAACAAGGAACAAUUAGGUGGCUCGGCCUCCAGCUUUUGAACUUGGUAUGCUUGCUUGUCUCACUGGCUGCUGCAGCUGGCGCCAUUCAAGGGUUGAGUCAUGCCUUCCAAACAGCUAAGCCCUUCAAGUUUAAAUAUUAGCCCAAAACUUGAAAAAGAUGUGAUUACGGUCACAUAGUUGUCAAGUCCUUCUCUUUUUUGUUAAUACCUAGAUGUUCAAGCCAGUAUACUGUUCCAUCGUCAUUGCAACUGUAAACUAAACCUAGUAAUUUUUGUAUUCACAUCUUAUGUUAAACUCAAAAUGAAUAAUCGAAACAUAAACACGAAAUGAAUUAUUAAAUGUGUUAAAAUCUUAAAUAUAACAUGUUUAUUAUAUAUUUUAUGUGAUACACCAAGAUUAAUACAUUUAUAAUUAAUCUGUUUAACACAACACAAUACGAUUAUACAUAAUUAAUGU